This is a messenger RNA of Polyodon spathula (Mississippi paddlefish), 2849 nucleotides long. Its product is annotated as calpain-14-like. Lineage: Eukaryota; Metazoa; Chordata; Actinopteri; Acipenseriformes; Polyodontidae. The transcript is spliced from 22 exons. Bases 209 to 2281 code for a protein of 690 amino acids. The record is from RefSeq and is a predicted model, not a curated record. Gene Ontology annotation, cellular component: cytoplasm. Gene Ontology annotation, molecular function: calcium-dependent cysteine-type endopeptidase activity; calcium ion binding. Gene Ontology annotation, biological process: proteolysis.
CUUGGUAUCAGUUGUUGUUCUGUAUCGGGGAAACAAGCAGACUACAGUACAUUAUCUCUGUUAAAAUCUGUCAUUGUUAUGAUUCAACUUUUAUUUGUAAUUCUUAUAAUUCGUUAAAUGACUUGCAGAGUGUCUUUGGCAUUUGAAGAGCUGUAAGAAGAGAAAAAGGUGUUUCAGUUCAUCCAGAAUCAACAAGAAAUAAAGAACAAUGUCUGUCUCCAAUGUGUGUUCAAACACUAAGAGUGCUCAUCCUAGUGCAGACAAACAGGGCACCUUAGGCAACCCAAUGAAGUUUAAAGGUCAGGAUUUUGAAUUGCUGCGCAACCUGUGUCUGAGCAGUGGGUACAGGUUCCAGGAUGGUGUAUUCCCAUCAAACAUGGACUCCAUUGGCCCAGACUUACUUACAGCAGAAGAGUUGAGCAGAGUACAGUGGUUGAGACCAGGGAGCCACCAUGAAAAUCCACAUUUAGUAGUGGAUGGAGUCAGCAGAUUCGACAUUCACCAAGGGAAAGUGGGUAACUGUUGGUUCCUGGCUGCACUGGGUUCGCUGACAUUUCAGCCUCGCAUAAUGAACAAUGUUAUACCAAGUGACCAAGGCUUCAAGCAGAAGUAUGUUGGUAUUUUUCAUUUUAGGUUUUGGCGGUUUGGAAAGUGGAUGGAUGUAGUUAUAGAUGACAAGCUGCCAACCAUAGAUGGGAGAUAUUUGUUUGUGGGCCCAGCAAACGGAAAUGAAUUCUGGCCAGCCUUGCUAGAAAAAGCCUAUGCCAAGGUGUGUGGCUCCUAUUCAGAUUUGCAUUCUGGCUUGAUAUCUGAAGCAUUAGUGGACUUCACAGGAGGGGUGCAUAUUAGCUUCAAUCUGACUGAACCCCGAGAGGACUUGUGGGAGAUAAUGCAAAGAGCUGAAGCUCAUGAAUCCCUAAUGGGAAGCGGAAGCCAUUCAGAACCACGGGUAAAGCCAGUAAACAUAGUGUUAAAAAAUGGAUUAGUGCAAGCACAUGCAUAUGCAGUUACCGGCGUUAAUAUGGUGCACUGCGGUAAGAAAAAUGUAAAGUUAGUUCGUUUGUGGAAUCCAUGGGGCAAUACUGAGUGGAAUGGCAGCUGGAGUGAUAAAUCACCAGAAUGGAACAAUGUGGAUCCAGAAACAAGAAAAUUGUUGUUGAGAGACUGUAACAAUGGAGAAUUCUGGAUGGCCAUGGAGGACUUUACAGCAAACUUCACACAUAUAGAUAUUUGCAAUGUAUAUCCUAAUUUUCUGGAUUCAUGGAGUGACUGCACCUGGGCCGUGUCAGAACACAAUGGCAGUUGGAUUAAAGGAACCUCAGCUGGUGGCUCCUUGAAUGAAGACACAUUUUGGAAGAAUCCUCAAUACCGUGUGAGUUUGAAAGGUGCUCAUUUGGACUGCAGUUCUUCAACAUCCUGCAAUUUUGUGGUGUACCUAAUGCAAAAGCUUGCAAACAAACACAGGAAGCAGUCUCUUCGACUGCAUAUAGAGUUAUACAUUUUUAAGGUGCCUCCUUCACACUGUGACCAGAAAGAAAAGUUCUCUGCUGAGUUCUUCAGUAGUCACCAGCCCAUCCCUAGCAAUAAUGUAGGAAGCCUUGGAGUGAUUGAGUUCUUUCGGCUGGAGCCUGGGGAGUAUCUAAUUGUGCCAUCUUCUUACAACAAAGACCAGGAAUGUGACUUUUUCCUAUCCAUUUACUGCAAGAGCAGCCAUAAAGAAAAAAUGGAUUCCGAUCUUAAUUUACAAUUGUCUCAGCUAAGUGUUUCACAUGUGAACUCUCACAAGAAGGUUUUUGCCAAAUAUUCAAGUGAGGGUCAAGAAAUCAAUGCUAAAGAUUUGCAAAGACUCCUUAACGACAGUCUGAAGGGAAAUAUCUCUAAAACAGGGGGAUUCAGCUUCGAUGCUUGCAAAGGAAUUCUAGCUGUCAUGGAUCUCAAUGCCAAUGGAAAAUUGAAUACUGGUGAAUUUGAAGAAUUGUGGAAAAAGAUUACUGACUACCAGGAGAUCUUCCACCAGUGUGAUGAGAACAGUUCUGGAUUCCUCAAUUUACAUGAGAUGAAGAAUGCAAUUCUGGCAAGCGGUAUUAAACUAAGUGACCAUCUUUUGGAUAUCGUGAUUCAGAGACACACAGACCCGUCAGGCAAAAUUAAUUUGGAGAGCUUCCUGUGUCUAAUGCUCCGCCUACGGUGUAUGACUAAACGAUUUAGACAAAGGUCACAUGAUGGAGUAAGCAUUUAUCUUCAGGAGGAAGAGUGGAUGUUUUACACCAUGUAUUCAUGAAGACACUGAAAUGAUACUGCUGCGUUUAAUAGGACUGGACCAAAAUAUGUAAUUGGUUAGACUGCCACCUUUAAACAUUUGAACGCCUCUGUUUAGUUUACUACCAAUAAACGUUUAUAAAAUUAAUAAACUGUAAACUAACAGCUGACAGGUCAGUAUCACUUAUUGUCAAAUAAAUAUACAGAGGUUGGAUGUGGAAUGUAAAAUUACCUUGCUGUAUAUCAUGAUGCAGUGUCAACAUUUUAAAAUAAUCACAUUUUCUUCUCCUUUUGGAAAAGGAGACGGUAUAGGGAAAUGGUAGGUGAAUUUCAAUUAAGAGGAAUUGUUUCAAGUAACAAUAUAUAACCAACCUCUAAUACUAUCGCUUAUAUUUUUUGAAAGGUAAAUCUAAAGCAGUUUUAUUGCCAAAAUAAUGAUUUGUAUUCUUAGCUUAACAUCUUGCUUCAUAUUAAUUAGCCAUGAUGUUUUCUGAAUGCUCUGUCCUCCAACAUAGAAGCACAUGUGAGCAAAUAACUGUUCCUUAUGUAUCUGAUUAAUUUGUCUACCUUAAUAAAAAAAAAGUGUUUGA